Bemisia tabaci is the source of this 3392-nucleotide messenger RNA. RefSeq names its product peroxisomal biogenesis factor 11ab (gene Pex11ab). The record is from RefSeq and is a predicted model, not a curated record. NCBI's taxonomy places the organism in Eukaryota, Metazoa, Arthropoda, Insecta, Hemiptera, Aleyrodidae. Gene Ontology annotation, cellular component: peroxisomal membrane. Gene Ontology annotation, biological process: peroxisome fission.
ACUCUGAAGUUCAUGCUUGAAGUUGUUACAAACUUAACCACAAAGUUUCUCUCGAAGAUCCGAGUACACAUUCAUUUGUUAUUAAUAGCCGUCAAAAAUUUCAGUAUGAGAUGGAAUUCGAUUUUGCGUCAUUGGAAAUUUUUUAUUAUCUCCAAUUUUAAAAGAAUUCUUGAAGAUUUUUUUUCAACCCAAGAUAUGAAUAUUCCUAUGGACGAGGUUAUCAAAUUAAACAACUUAACAGCUGGCAGGGAUAAAUUAGCCAGGUUGUUGCAGUAUGCCAGCCGUGCAGUAUGGUACUUUUUACAGAAACGGAACCUCAAUCAAAAAUCCAUGGAUAAAUUAAAAAACCUUGAGUAUCACCUCAGCACAUUUCGUAAACUUUUACGACUUGGACGCUCCUUAGAUGUAUUGUAUGGUGCUUUAAAUUCUCUUCACUAUUCUGAUCGCAUUGUCAGUGCAACAAGUUCUAUGUCUAAAGUUGCACAUGCUCUCUACUUGCUUUGUGACCAUAUUAUUUGGUUCAGUCGUGUGGGACUGAUGGAUGUGCGCAGUGAUCAGUGGUUGGAGACUGCCAACAGGUAUUGGCUGUAUUCAAUUGUCAUGAGUCUAGUCCGUGAUCUAUAUGAACUUCAAAAAAUUUUGAAAAGUCAACAAUACAAAUUCAACACCAAAAACUUGUCACUGUUUUCUCGAGAACUAUCCCGCUUUGCUGUGGGUCACAAAGAUGUAGUUUUAGACAGUCUGAAAAAUCUCUGUGAUGUCUUCAUUCCAUUAGCCGCAUUGGGCUACGUCAAACUCAGUCCAGGAACAGUUGGAGUUUUAGGUGUGAUCUCUUCUGCAGCUGGUUUGUACGCUUUAAUUGAUCCUUUUGCAAAGCUAGCCCCCUCUUAAAAUGUUGCUUCUGUGACAACAUCUUCUUUAUAAAUGGUGCAUCCAUUUUUUAUUCUUAGAUGACAUUUGAAUUUUCGGAGGUUACAAAUCUCAAAAUUUAAUUUUUUAAAAAAAAAUCUAUGCAUAAACAAAUAAAACAAUAAACAACAGAAGCUUGGAUUCUAAGAAUGAGAUGUUUUCUAUCCAUUACUUGUAAUUUUUUUUGCAGCCCAGAAAAACUUUUCCACAUCCUCCAACAACUUAUUUGAACCACAUGUAUAGGUGAUGUGACAUGAUUAUGAAAUGACUGAUGAAAUGUGUGAUAAAUGUUGAAUCAGUAUGAAUCAUUAAAUUAUGUAUUAUUAAAUUUGGUAUUUGAAAUGAAAAUAUUUUAUCAGUAUAAAUGAAAAUUGAAUGAUAAGGAAUUUUAUUCAAUGAGUUCAAGGUAUUUAAAAUGUGGAUGCAUUAUUUAUAGAAGUCUUUUUUUUAUCUGUUUAUGUUUUUCUUUUCUUAUAAAACAAAGGUUCAGGUCUAGAUUUAAGUCAACAAUCAAAGCAACCAUUAUCCAUGGUUAAUUUUUAAUUAUAAAUAAUUGGAUCGUAACUAUAAAUCGAUCUCUGUUUCAAAGCAGGGAAUAAUAUCACCCUUUAUUUAUUUAAUGUUGUUGUAUCCUUGAGAUAGGUACCCUCUACUUAUAUUGCAACCAUUUGUCGGUUUCAUGUACAAAAGCCCUUACCAUUGUAUACUUUGGAACCACAUACAAAGCAAGAAAAGUAUAUCUACUCAGAGUUUCUUUAAAGUUACAACCUUUUUACGUUGCAUGCCAAUCUUAUUUUAGGUAUGGCUGCCUUUAAAAAAUCUUUUCAACAAAUUUCGUUCGGAGAUUUAAGUAGAAAGAAAGUUGUUGCAUAGCUCUCGAUCAAUCCUCAGAUUUAGUGCCAUGCAGUUUGGGUAAGAUUAAUUUUUUUAAAUUUUUAUACAUCUGGCAGAUUAUUAAGGAAAAUAAAAAAGAUCAAAGAUCAAAUACAUGUUGUUCCAAUCAUAAAUCGACCCUGACAGUAAAUUUGAAUUGAAUUAUCAAUCUCAUUUUGGGUUUUUGACGGUCAAUCAUCGUUACGAAUAUGCCAUUGUAACUUUUCUUUAGAUUGAAUUUUCAGUUUUCGAAAACAAUACAUCUAGAAGCUAAAAUUUUCUAUUUAAAAUUGUACAAUCAUACUCGUAAUGCAUUGCACUAAAUCUAAAGAAGCACUCAUAAACACUUGAGUGAAGCUUGUCCCAAAAAUUAUUCGUUAGCUACAUUAUUUAAAUGGCUCUUGCUUUUACAAAAGUUUUUUUUGUAAUUUGUUGUAUUGCAGGCACAUUGCUAAUCAUCUGGUGUUUUUAUUGGUCUGAUUUUUAUACUUAAGUGGGAUUGAAGGGAGUUAUUAGCUAUUUGGGUUGUGUAGAAUGUAGUCUAGAAUUUUUCUUUUUUUAUGGAAUAUUUGUAUGGCUCUAGCCACAAGUGAUAUCGAGUAGGUUUGAUUUUGAACUCAUCAGCACCACUCGGUGACCUCCUUUCCUAGUUUUUGUUCCUUCUUUUUGAAAGGAUUUGUAAUAUUUCUGGUUUUGUUUACAAAAUUAUGAGUUGUUGAUAUUCUAGAAAACUCAUUGGUUCAAGCCCUCAAUUCGUAUACCUCUUAUUAAAAUCUGAAAUUAUUUUCCAUUUUUGAAUUCAUUGGGUCAGUCAAAAAAAAGGUUGAAUAAAUCUCUUUCAUUGAAAUUCUCUCCUUUUUUUGCACUCUGCUUUGUUUUGCCUCUUCGGCAAGUGGAUCAAAUAAUUAAAUGCUUAGUAUUUUCAUUACAGUUUUUACAACUCUAGCACCUCAAACUUGUGGUGUCAAGAAUCUACAAAACGUUUUGAUUUAAUUUUAUUUGUCUCUCAUUUUUAUCUUCUUUUGAAUUUUUUUCUUGCGGGAUUUUCAGUCGUGUGUGACUGCAGUUGACACAGCUUAUAUUUGUCGAAAAAUACCUUCUUUCUUUUUUGUUGUUCCUUUUCUCUCUAAUAUAUUUUGAUCAUUCAUCGGUAAAAUCAUACAAAUUCGAAACUUCUGUUCCCAACAAAAAAUUUCAUUCAUUUGUUGAGCAGAAUGAAUCAUUGAAAUAUUUUUUCUCUUCAGAUUAGUUUUUGUGUUUCUCUUAUUUCUGACUUAUUACAAGCUUUGAUCUUAAUGCCCAGGAUGAAGGUUGACUCAGGGAAAAAGAACAUAAUGUAUUCCAUUUAGAAAUCAUUUCCUCUUGGCAAAUACUUUCUCCUUUGACAAGAACCUAAUCUGAUAUAUUUAAUUCGUUUUUUUGUUUUUAUUUUCAAGCACUCCAUCAUUUUUACUCUGUAGCAGAAAUACUCUACGCAUUUGAAAGAUACAUUUUUUUAAAUUUGCCAACAAUUUUGCUGUUUGGGCAUCCAAACCUUACUGAUUUUUAUGUUCAAUUUUAAUUAUGGACGUAUGGUCUGAAAAUAAAGUUUUACUUCUAUUGUUCUUAGA